GAGGGGCAUAGGUUAUCUCAAACUGGGUGCCACGCAAAAAAAGCUGAAAUUGCAGCAGUACUUUCAUGAUCGCAGAAUCAAGGGCUUUUUUUAUCGUUAUGGCCCCGCCGUUGAUCAGGACUUAUUUUUGACAAUUUUUUGGAGUGGUUGGCAAGUGGCUCCAAGCCCAAAAUUUUAUUUUUUCAUCCAUCUCUGCUUACCGCAAACCCAACUUUAUCCAACACGCUCUUGUUCGCAUUAUCACGUAUUUACCUUAUCUAUACAUCAUCCCUCAUGUUUUCGCUGUGCAGACUAGCUGCCGCUCGACUGGGCACGAAUGCAGCAGUGACCGCCCCGCGGCAGCUGCACACAGGAAGCGCAGCUUUGGCCGAGAUGAAACGGCGGGCGCUGCCGACCACAACGUCUAUUAAAUACACGAUACCCACGGAUCCGUAUCUCUUGGCACAAAAGUUCCGAAACGUCUUGCAGCAGGGCAAACUUGACGACGCAGUGGCCAUAGUGAUGCAGUCCAAAAAGCGCGACCAGUCGGGUGUAGUCUGGAACCUCGUCAUUGACGCAUACGCGCAAGACGGGCGGCUAAGCCGGGCACUCCGGGCAUUCACAGAGAUGCGGCGGCGAGGCUUCCCGCCUACGCCCACCACAUACACGGCCUUGUUCAAGGCGUGCUCGCUGAGCAAUUCGGAGAACAGCAUGGAUAUGGCUGACGAAUUGUUUGACUCCAUGAGUAAAUACGGUGUCAAGCCGACGAUCAUCAGUAUCAAUGCGCUGCUUGCUGUUUAUCAGCGCAAACAUAACGUGGAGGCCAUUUUGGAAAGAUUCAACUCGCUAUCGGCGGAUGGCCCGGAUGCGCCGACGCUUGCUACGUAUACGAUUGUGCUAUCGGCGCUGCGUCGUGAGCUGCAGAUCAGGCUGGCUGAGAUCACUCAGAAGUCCAAGGACGGCAACGCAGUUGUGCACAAUGCCCGGCGUAUGGCUCUGCUUAAGGAGCACGUGCAUCAGACAUUCGGUGCGCUGAUGAAUACAUGGGCUGCAUUUGCCGAGGACGCCGCCCACCGCUUGGAUGAGCCCAUGGACGGCACUCCGCCGCUGCACAUUGAUACCCGCGCCAUCAACACAGUUUUGAAGGCCUGCCAUGCGGUGUACAAGGAGAACCGCGCGCUGGGCAGGCAGGGACUCCGGGUCAUUGAGCUCGCCUACGGAUUGACAAAAGCCCUGCCUUUGGCACUGCGCAUUCGCCGGGCGGCUCCGGGGUCUGGUGGCGAUGCUGGAUCCAGCGGUGCCGUCGUCGAUAGUACGACAAUUGAUCUGGCCUUGGAGCUUUGUAUCCGCGAUCGCCAGUUCACCAAGGCUGUGCGCUUCUGGAGCUCGCUCGAGACUAACUUUGGCCCGCUGAUCAAACCAUCAAAGGCGAACCACGCGCUGUACCUUGAAUGCCUGAGCGCGCGCCUGCGCCAAAACGAGACGGCCUAG
Molecule: messenger RNA, 1470 nt
Organism: Kickxella alabastrina
Lineage: Eukaryota; Fungi; Kickxellomycota; Kickxellomycetes; Kickxellales; Kickxellaceae
Exons: 2
Coding region: 274-1470 (398 amino acids)
Molecular function (GO): protein binding
Source: RefSeq, a predicted model, not a curated record